GUUUCCGGUAAGAUGGCGGCGCCCAUGUGAGAGGCGGUGAUCGCCUGUCUCGGUGCCGGCGGCUGACUCUCCCCGUCCCCAGGUACAAGGUCCGCGGGACGAUGUGGGCUCAGUGCCGGCCCCUCCUGCUCGGCCGCUGUCGGCCCGCCCUCAGGAUCCCCUUCCGGGGCCGCAAGUCCCGCAACGACCCGCCCGCCAAAUCCAAGGCUGAUCGGCUGCGGGUCCCGACACCGGUGGAUCCGGCGGAGCUGCUGGUGGUGAAGGAGCGGUACCGGCAACACGUGGCUCUGAUCGGGGCCCUCAGGGCUGAGUUUAAGGAGGAAAUGCUACGCAAGCGUUAUGAAGAGGAAGUGGGCUCUCUGGCCGAGGAACGAGCACAGUUAGAAGCUGAAGAACAUCAGAAGCUCAUGGCUUUCAACAAUUUGGAGAAUGAACGACUCCGAAAAAUACGUGAGGAGCGACUACAAAGAGAGGCAGAAGAGGAGCAGGAGCAGAAACUCCAAGCAGCCAUCACCAGAGAAAAAAAACAGAGUGAAUUCCUUAAGGAGAAGGAACAGGAAGUACUGCAGCUUCAGGAGGAGGUGAAGAAUUUCAUCACUCUGGAAAACCUGGAUCAACGGAUAGAGGAAGCUCUGGACAAUCCAAAAAAUUACAACUUUGCCAUUGACAUGGAGGGCAGGUUCGUAAGGAGCCCUGUGAAGCAGGAGGCCACACAGCGUAGCUGAGUAGCCACUGCAUCUGAACCCUACACUGUUCUGCCAAGCUCCCUUCUCUGAAUCGUUUGGGGCUGGGGUGUCAUUGACAUGCAAGAUUAGGAAGGGAAGUGAUGAAUGCCUUCAGACAGUGAGAAAUUAUACAUUAGGUUGAUUAAUUUAGCAUGGUUGAGGUAUGUCCUGACCUUAUAAUCCAGUAACAUUUAACAUCUUCAAAGGCUUCUGAGCGUUUGGUGCCCCCAAAUUCGACUUGUCUAUUGCAUAUGUCCAAAAGAGCUGUUUUCAGGGUGUAUAUCAUGAGUUUUUUUUCAGAAUGUAAAGUCAGUUGAUUUGCUUGUAAACUCCCCUGAGUGUUGUGCUCUGCAACAGUAAAUAUACUUUAAUAAGGCUGGAGUUAAAUUGCACCAAUAAAUACAACUCAAUUUGU
Stegostoma tigrinum is the source of this 1140-nucleotide messenger RNA. It is a transcript of the gene mrps26, whose product is annotated as mitochondrial ribosomal protein S26. Gene Ontology annotation, cellular component: mitochondrial small ribosomal subunit. Bases 102 to 725 code for a protein of 207 amino acids. The record is from RefSeq and is a predicted model, not a curated record. The transcript has 4 exons. NCBI's taxonomy places the organism in Eukaryota, Metazoa, Chordata, Chondrichthyes, Orectolobiformes, Stegostomatidae.